AUGCGACGAGACUUGUUUCUCCACAUUGUUCAGAUGCUGGGAGGGCGCGACGCGUACUUCCAGCAACGGCAAGUUGCGCCCCGCAGAGUCAGGCUAUCCCCGCUUACGAAGUGCAUGGUUGCGCUUCGUCAGUUGUCUUACAACACCACGACGAACAUGUUUGACGAGUAUCUUUACGUCAAGAAUACAACUGGGCUAGUGCCUGGCGAAAUUUUGUCCCACAACCAGAAGAUGAACUCUGUGAAUGAAGAAUCACAAACUGUACUAGCUGAGUUGUUAGUAUCUUCCUUUGACAAAAAACUUGAUAAGUUGUCUGCAGAUCCUGCAUAUCCCUAUGCAGCAUCUAUCUAUAAUGUUUCUCAGAGUCUGCGAAAAGAAAAGGAAGAAGCCUAUACUCCUAAAUUAGUAUCAAUUGGGCCAUUACAUCAUGAUGAAUCGCAACUUCAAGGCAUGGAAGCUUUUAAAUUGAGAUUCAUGUAUAAGUUCUUGACGAGAUUUGGAGUUGGCCUAAAUACCAUUGCCAAAUUUGCAGCAAAGGAAGAGGGUUUUGUUCGUGGGUGUUAUGAGGGUACAGUUAAGCUUCGUCCUAAGGAACUUGCCGAAGUGAUUGUGUUGGAUGGAAUAUUCAUUGUUGAACUUUUGCUGGAAAACUAUUUCAUUCAGCUGAGGGACGUAAACGAGAUAUUAUUUAAUACUGACUGCUGGAUGUAUUCUGACUUGAUGCAUGAUAUGCUGCUGCUAGAGAAUCAGCUACCUAUAAGAAUAAUGGAGAGCCUACUGAAUUUUGUGGAUCUUUCAUUAAAUGAAGGCACCAGGGUCACCAUCUAUGAUCUUGCUCACAUUUUCUUCAAGAACAUUGGUAUUACAAGCAAGGUACCAUUGACAGCACAUUGUAGUCAGGCUAGGCAUUUUGUCGAGUUCCUUCUGUUUCUCCAUGCUCCGACAGAGAAACAUGCGGCUUCCAAGGAUAAGGGACUGAGAAUUCAACUAGCAUCUAAGAAGUUUGAAUAUAAUCGUAGUGCAACAGAGCUUGUCAAAGCUGGAGUCAAGCUUCGUAGCAGAGAUGGAAAUUGUUUGUUUGAGGUUUCUUUUGAUAGUGAGAAAGGUGUGUUGACCAUCCCCAAAUUGACAGUUAAUGAAUCGACUGAGACAUUCUUCCGGAAUCUUAUAGCCUUUGAACACCUGGGCUGUUAUGGCUACUUCUCCAAAAACAUAACAAGUUAUGUAAUGCUCAUGGAUAGGUUCAUAAACACUUCAGGUGAUGUUGCUCUACUUGUUAAGAAUGGCAUUAUCAAGAUUGACAUAAAACACAAGCAUGUGAAGCAACACAAGAAUGUGAAGCAACAAGUAGCAGACCUUUUUAAUAACCUGCACAAAGGAGUUCUGACUGAAGUAAACGAUUUCUACUUUGCUGCUCAGUGUGAAAGUUUGGAUGUUUACUGCAAAACUAAAUGGAAAGCCCACUGGUUUAGAUUUACAAUGAAGGUCAGAGACAAAUGUGUUGAAUCACUAGAUAUUCUGGGAUGCAAUUAUUUCAACAACCCAUGGUCGAUCAUAUCUGUUUUCGCUGCAUCUCUCUUGCUCUUUCUUACCAUCAUACAAACAGCCUGUUCAAUUCUCCAGGUUGUACCAGUUCAAUUUAUUGGCGAUCCAUGGGUGCUUCGUCGAAAUUAAAGAUCUUGCUCAGAUUCUCCUUAAUCAAGUUCUGAUGAGGUUUACCUUUGAGCUUUUCUUUACUAAAAAAAUCAAAAAUUUAUUCUCAACUUUAAAGUAUUCACUUUUAUCUUUCUCUCUUCUACUUUACCCACUUUAUUUCUUUACCACUCGGAGUAUUUUGCAGCACCACAUUUAAAGUUCUA
This is a messenger RNA of Salvia hispanica, 1859 nucleotides long. The record is from RefSeq and is a predicted model, not a curated record. Lineage: Eukaryota; Viridiplantae; Streptophyta; Magnoliopsida; Lamiales; Lamiaceae.